GGGGCGGUGCUGCUGCUGGUGGGAAUUCUGAAUUCCAGAAAACUCGUCAGUUUUCUAAACUUGUGAGUUCGUUCUUUUGGUGUAAAUUGCACUUUUGGGUUUCUUAGAUCGUGCUGCCUUGGGAAAUGGAGAGUGGAAUCCGUGGGAAGGGGACGAGAAAAACGAGCUGCUUGCUUCUCAGCAGAGAUAUGAAGCUAAUCUUAAGAUGAUACAAAAUGCAAGAUCUCACGUAGAACAAACCAGUCUUAGGGUACAGAUUUGGGGCAAAGCAGCAAUUGGUCUUUACCUUUGGCAACAUAUUUUUGGAGGGCACCUUGAGCCAGCUGAUGUGACUGCGCAGUGGAGAGAAGGAAGCCAAAAAGCAGGAAAAACAUGUUUCAGUUUCAUCACUGGUCCAUCUGUAGUUCCUGGCUACUUCUCAGUUGAGGCUGAAAAUGUUGUGCUAGUUCUGAAUGGAAGAGAAAAAGCGAAGAUCACUUAUGCCACUCAAUGGUUGCAUUACGCACAAACAUUAAUUCAGACUCACAAAAUACAGCACAUAGCAGUUGUGCUGCUUGGAAAUGAGCAGUGCAACAAUGAAUGGAUUCAACCAUACCUGAAAAGAAAUGGAGGAUUUGUAAAUCUACUCUUUGUUACAUAUGACUAUGCAUUGGUAAAUGAAGAAGAUAUUUUCCAGUGGCCUUUAGGAGUUGCUACCUACAGAAAUUUUCCUGUUGUAGAACCCAGCUGGUCAAUGCUACAUGAUCCAAGAUCGUAUCUAUGUAAUUUCUUAGGAACAGUUUAUAAGAACUCUUCUAGGGAAACCCUAAUGGAAGUUCUGAAGCAGGAUGGGCUUGACAAACUUUGCUGGAUUGCAGCCAGAGAACAGUGGCAGCCUCAAGAAACAGAUGAAAGUUUCAAAAAUUAUCAAGAUGCCUUGCUGCAGAGUGAUUUGACAUUGUGCCCAGUGGGAAUAAAUACAGAAUGCUAUAGAAUUUAUGAAGCUUGUUCAUAUGGAUCUCUGCCUGUUAUAGAAGAUGUAAUGACAUCGGGUGAUUGCGGAAAUUCAUCAGUGUACCACAGUGCUCCAUUACAAUUAUUAAAAACCAUGGGGGCUCCAUUUAUCUUUAUUAAGAACUGGAAAGAGCUUCCUGCUGUUCUAGAGAAAGAAAAAAAAAUGAGCUUACAAGAAAAGAUUCAGAGGAGAAAAAAGCUUAUAGAGUGGUAUCGAAACUUCAAAGCAUGGAUGAGACAGAAAUUCAUUAAUACUUUGGAAAAUUCAUUUUUGCCAAAUGCUAAAGGAUAAAUUGUCCCUUUUGAAAAUCUAGAAUAGAUGGAAAGUCUAAUUUCCAUUAACCUUCCAAGAGAGCUUUUAUACAAAAGAAAUCUCACAAGGCAGAUGCAUUCCUUUUGAAGUCAACAGAAUUGUGCUAGCUUGGGCAAGAGCUACAUUUGACCCUUCAUCCUUAACAAUUUUGAGAGAGGUUGUUGACUUAGCAAGAUGGUAGUCUGUAAGGAUGACAACAAUUUUGUUAUCAUUUUUACAAUUUCCAUGUUGGUGUGUGACCUGAUAGAUUUUUUUUCUUUUUUAGGAGAAUAUCUUUGAGCAUGUGAACUUGUUAAAAUCUAACAUGAGUACAACAGUUGUGUUUGAAGAAAAGAGAAGAAUGGAAGCUGUAUGGUACAGGGUAAUUUAUUACGUAGACUAAAGAAGAGAAGUAUGAUUAUAGCAAAAUCACCAAGUUUAGCACAAUCAUUAAGAUGCAUCCUGGUAAGUGUUUUGAAAAUGUGAACUAUUUAUUUGAUUGACAUUUCAUUUCUAAGAAAGUGGCCAUAAAGCUAAUGAAACACUGUGGAAUAAAAGUUUAUAUUUCAAGG
Messenger RNA from Haliaeetus leucocephalus (bald eagle), 1857 nucleotides. RefSeq names its product transmembrane protein 5 (gene RXYLT1). Gene Ontology annotation, molecular function: ribitol beta-1,4-xylosyltransferase activity. Gene Ontology annotation, biological process: protein O-linked glycosylation via mannose. Lineage: Eukaryota; Metazoa; Chordata; Aves; Accipitriformes; Accipitridae. Gene Ontology annotation, cellular component: Golgi apparatus. The record is from RefSeq and is a predicted model, not a curated record. The transcript has 5 exons. The coding region runs from base 206 to 1285 and encodes 359 amino acids.